Thyridium curvatum is the source of this 5025-nucleotide messenger RNA. RefSeq lists its product as uncharacterized. The record is from RefSeq and is a predicted model, not a curated record. NCBI's taxonomy places the organism in Eukaryota, Fungi, Ascomycota, Sordariomycetes, Thyridiales, Thyridiaceae. Gene Ontology annotation, biological process: protein phosphorylation. The coding region runs from base 1 to 5025 and encodes 1674 amino acids. Gene Ontology annotation, molecular function: protein kinase activity; ATP binding. The transcript has 3 exons.
AUGUAUCCAAACGGGCAAAGGGACCCUUCGCGGCCCUUUCAGAUGCCGCCGCCACCACCGCCAAUGUCCCCUCCCAACGCCUCGACCCUGGGCCCCGGCAUGAUGAACAUACCUCCCCCUCCGCCAAGAUACCCAAGUGCUCCUGGACAUCUCGGCCCGGCUGGCCUUCCACCGCCUCCUGGACCGCCGCCGGGAAGUGCUCUGAACCAACAAGCGCCGUGGCAUAGUACUUGGGGUCGCAUGUACGAUAGUCGGGGGACUUUUGUCCCACCGCCUCCACCGACGCAGCAUACAACAAAUUACAAUCCGAAGCUUCACGCGGGAGCGGCUCCCGGCCAAAUCAUCACUAUCCCUCCUCCACCUCCCCCAAGCGAGCAGAUGUCUGCGACGUAUAUCCCGCAGGGCGACACAUAUGGUGAAGGUGUCGGUAUCCCCGGACUGGGUGGUAUAGCGGAUGAGAUGAUGGCGCCCAUGGCGGGACACAGCCCAUGGGCACAGGCUGCUGGCCACGGUCAGCCCGGCGGCGGUUCGACUCCGCUAGACGACCAAGCUGGACGGGACAGGCUCUACCCGAGCGGCUUGCAAAACAGAGGCGCUUCGACGGCAAGUAAUGCUACGACAUCUGGCGGAGUUCCUCAUGAGCUUGCCGUUCAGUGGCCGCUUGAUAAGGUGCUGCUGUGGCUACAAGGCAACAACUUCUCGAAGGAUUGGCAAGAGACGUUCAAGGGACUCAAUCUGCAUGGAGCGCACUUCCUCGAGCUUGGCAGUGCCCAUGGUGGGCGCGGCAACUUUGGUAUGAUGCAUCAGCAGGUUUACCCAAGGCUGGCGCAAGAGUGUACCACGAGUGGUACUGGCUGGGACCAGACGCGGGAGCGAGACGAAGGCAAGAGGAUGAGACGUCUUAUCCGUGCAAUAGUGACUGGUCGCCCUGUCGAUCUCGCCAAAAUGACCACAUCACACACGCGAAAGGAAUCCAUCUCGGGAGGGCAGAUGAGCCUUCCGAGUGCUGGUACUGACGCCGGUGACUCUCCGAAUACACCCAUCAAGGCGCCAGGUCCUGGAUUUUCGGGCCGGAGAGUGUCGACCACGAGGACGACCACGAUGCCCACAUUGACUAACAGCACCAUGAGCUCAGACAACAGCCAUAGGAACUUACUGAAGCAUAUUGACGCAGACGGCCGCCGGCAAAGUCCCACCGCCAGCGAGCCCGGCGAAGCAGGCGGUGCCCGUGUCAUCGGCAAGGACAGCCCGAGCGGCAGCCCAAAUCUCCCCAUACAAGCACAGUUCGCCUCAUCGACCCCGAACCUGUCGGCGUCACCGCAUAGUGCACGAUUCGGACAUCGCUCGCGGAACAGUACGGAUUCUCUGUCAUCCAACGCGGCUCACUACGGAUCUGGAGUGCCUCCGGAGGCUAGCCAGAUGCUGCGGAAUGGUAUGAACAUUGACGAGAUCAUGAGCAGUACCCGCAACGGAGAGGGGCGAAGAUACGGCCAUGAAAGCCGACAUUCCCCGCUCGAGUCUGGGGACAGGUCUGCCGGCACGGAGCCCCCUUCAAGUGCAAAAGAGAAAUCCUUCCUCUCGUUCCUGUCGAGGAAGAAGAGACAGGAGAAUAACGGCACUUACCCAUCGCCGGAAGACCUAGAAUCGCCAACAAGUCCGGCGCUUAACUUCAAACCCAGCUCGCUGGGCACCAGGACGGGCCAUUCCAGCGAAACCUCGCUCGAUCGACCCAAUUCCUACUUUUCCGUACUUGACCCGAAAGCUAAACGCUCACUUAUGGGCCGCGCUUUUGUUCUAGCCACUGCAGAUCAUUGGAACUACCGAAUGGUGGACGUAACAGACGUUGAGAAUGCCACUGAGCUGCGGCAAACCAUCUGCAUCAAUGUCGGGUUGCCUGAUGCCGAUGCACACAUCUAUGUCACCGAGCUGGGCAAAUUCGAUCACGACGAUGCCCUGGAUGAUAUCAGACUGCUAACGAACAGGAAGCUCAAGGCAGACGGCUCUGGCAGCCUCAAGCUUUAUGUCCAGCCCAAAGCCAUGGCUGGUCUCGGCGUCAAUGUGGCUGCCGAGGGACAGCUAUCGCCCUCUUACGUGCCCCCCGGCUUUUCCAGGGAUGAGGAUGCCUACGCACGCCUCAACGGCCAGCGUCCCCGAUCGAGCUCGUCACCGCCUUCCUCGAGACAGAACUCGACUGCCGUACCGGCGCAGAACGACAGGGAUGACAAGGCGCUGGCGCAAGAGGCCACUGAUUACAGAGCGGAGAUGGCGAGAAAGGGACAAGCCUAUCUGGAGAAACGAAGGCAAGCAGCCUUGAAAGAAAACUCUCCUUCCGAGAGUGCCUCUUAUGGUAUUGUUGGCAGGAACGUCGACUUCGACCAACCUCGCGGCUCUCCCUUCGAAGACAAGCAUCCCGACAAGCUGUUCCCCCAGAGGCGAGCACCGGCUCCCCCCGGCGAUCCUUCUGCGACUCUAAUCAAAGCCAACUCGUUGAGCAAGAAGACGGGCGAUCGCAUGCGAUUGUCACAAGGCAGCAUAGAGGGCUACCCUCGGCGACCGUCAACUUCGACAGGUGAAAUGCCCGAGAUGUCGGAAGCCGGCAAGAGGCGACCAGCGCUCGCCACCAACCCCGCAGGAGGUAUCAAGUCCGCACUGGCCGGCAUGGGCCGGGGCUUUGCUGGCCUUGGGCAUCCAAGUCGCAGUCUCUCGCCAAACCGGGUCGCGUCUGCGCCCGUGAAUGCAAACACGGAGAACUCUGGUUUCGACCAGCAGCGAGGUAAGCGAACGUCCAAAGUCGAUUUCAUAUCAAAGGACGGCGGAGAUGCGUCUGGCCGGGGCAGCUCUCCGUCCGGGUCGCUGAGCAGUGGCACGUGGAGCAAGGAUCACUUGCCAUUGUUUGUGCCCGACUACUCGCCCGGUGGUGCCCUGCUGGCUCCUAGUGACUUCAACAAUGAUCUCGUCCACAAAGUCGGUCGUGACAGUGACAGCGUUGCUAAGACUCGCACUGCAGGAUCACACAAUCAACGCGCUCCUUUCCCGGGCGACUUGACGCCAGCGUCGCGAAUGAGCGCCAACUUCGCCCGGAUCGAGUCUGCUCCUCUGCCGAGGCGUAAGAGCCAUGGGCCAGAUGUCAAUUUUGUCGAGACCGAGGUCAACUUCUCGCGGCCUGCGCCAGCCGCCCAGCCGGCUGCCCAGGACGAGGAUUCGGGUGACGACUCUGACGAUGGUCUGUUUGCUGUUCCGAUCUCUUCCCGAAGCCAGGGUAACGACAAAGGGAAAGGAACAGCGACCCCGACGCAGGGCAAGGAGGGCAAUGCCAGCGGCUCGGUAGAGCGACGCCCGAGUUUGACAUUGAAUACUACGCGUACUUCGCGGGCAGGCAAGGGUCUUUCGGUAUCCUUUAACUCUCCACAGUCGGCCAACCCCAAGACGGGCGAGGGUGACGACGACGAGUCUGCUCGGAGUUCGAGAAGCUCGCAGCGCACCCCGGCUUCCGAUGCGUGGGAGUCGGAGAACGAUAGCAUGCUCAACAGACGUAAGUCUUUCAUCGAGAAGGAUGUUUGGGCUGUCCGUCCCCCUACCGAUGCGCUUAUCGACAACCUCGAGGACUUCUUCCCGAACCUCAACGUCGAUCAGCCGGUGCUCGAAGACGGCGAGGUAGAGAUGCCGCCGUCCCCGAUUGCGGAAGCCGACGAGAACGUGCAAGAGCAAGCCAAGUCUCCGGCGCCAACACCGUCCAUGCCCACGUCGCCUCCUCCUGCCAUUCCUCCCUCUCGCACUGCUUCUCUCUACAAUGAAAGCGACACCCUCGGCUCCGAUGAGUCCACCCUCAAAGCACUGGAGCGCCCCGCAUCUAUCCAGUCUGUUGCACAGCGAAGUGUGCGCCGCUCCGGCGGCCUAGGCCGCAUGAAGUCCAUCCGUGAGGUGGCGCGUGGCGCACAUGAGGCGAACAAGAGGUUCACGCAGACACAAAUUGCCCAGCAGCCGGCCGCAGCGAGCAAGAGCAGCAAUAACAACUCGGCCCUGCUGCGCCGCAAGUCGACCAAGAUGUUCAAUGCCAAUAUCGUGCAGAUCCGGCCAGACAGGGGCUCCAUCGUCAUGCCACAGAUUCCACAGGACGUCCUACCCAAGCGACAGACGACGUUCCGUUGGUUCAAGGGUCAGCUUAUUGGGAAGGGCACUUAUGGGCGCGUCUACCUGGGUAUGAAUGCCACGACGGGUGAGUUCUUGGCCGUCAAGGAGGUCGAGGUCAACCCCAAGGCGGCGCAGGGCGACAAGAACAAGAUGCGGGAGAUGGUGGCUGCUCUCGACCAGGAGAUCGACACCAUGCAGCAUCUCGACCACGUCAACAUCGUGCAGUACCUGGGGUGCGAGAGGAAGGAGACCAGCAUCAGCAUCUUCCUCGAGUACAUCUCCGGUGGCUCCAUCGGCUCGUGUCUCCGCAAGCACGGCAAGUUUGAGGAGUCGGUCGUGGCCAGCCUGACCCGGCAGACCCUCUCGGGCCUGGCGUACCUGCACCGCGAGGGCAUCCUGCACCGCGACCUCAAGGCGGACAACAUCCUGCUGGACGUGGACGGCACGUGCAAGAUCUCGGACUUUGGCAUCAGCAAGAAGACGGACGACAUCUACGGCAACGACAAGUCCAACAACAUGCAGGGCUCGGUGUUCUGGAUGGCGCCCGAGGUGAUCCGGUCGCAGGGCCAGGGCUACUCGGCCAAGGUGGACAUCUGGUCGCUCGGCUGCGUGGUGCUCGAGAUGUUUGCGGGCCGGCGGCCGUGGAGCAAGGAGGAGGCCGUGGGCGCGAUUUACAAGAUUGCCAACGGGGAGACGCCGCCCAUCCCCGAGGACGUGCAGAUGACCAUCAGCCCGUACGCGAUCGCCUUUAUGCUUGACUGUUUUACUGUCAAUCCGUCGGAACGGCCGACGGCCAACAAGCUCCUCUCGCAGCACCCCUUCUGCGAGCUGGACCCCAACUACAACUUUAAUGACACGGAGCUGUAUGCCAAGAUCAGGGGUACAUUCCGGUAG